CAAGUGCCAAGCCUGCCAAAGGAUGCGAUUCUUCUAGUUCCUCUUCUUUUCUUUCGUAAAUUUCCGCGAAUUCUCUCGCAGAAGUGUCAAGCUGUGCAUACGUUUUGUUGUUAAUCGACUCGAAGAGUAUUCUUACAUCCUGAAAUUUCUCAGAGUUUCGUUCUCGACGGUGAAACGACCCGGUUCGAGCGUAGUGACGCAAAAUGGCGUUGCCAGCGAAUUAUAAGCAAGUCGCGAUGGCUACGUCGAACAUCGUAGCUUCCAACCAACGUAUAAGAGCGUCCGGUGGGAGUUCGAGCAGUUCAACGAACAGCGUAAGUAGACAGAAAGAUACCCAGAGCCCGUUUGUACAAACUCCCCAUAGUCAUCCAGGAUUUACACCCCAGAAAGUUGGAAAGAAUACCAAUGCUGACUCUCGUAUGCCAAAACCACCCAAACCACCAGAGAAACCACUUAUGCCAUAUAUGAGAUAUAGUAGAAAGGUAUGGGAUCAGGUGAAAGCUCAGAAUCCUGAGUUAAAACUAUGGGAAAUUGGUAAGAUUAUUGGACAAAUGUGGAGAGACUUGCCAGAGGAAGAUAAGACAGAGUUUAUUGAGGAAUAUGAAGCUGAGAAGGUGGAGUAUGAGAAAAGUUUGAAAACAUACCAUAACUCACCUGCAUACCUAGCUUAUAUCGCAGCUAAGAACCGUGGCAAGUCUGCAUUGUGUGCUGCACAACAAAGCAAUGAUGAUCGAGAGAGUCACGAACGUUCGUCGGGCAGUAGCAAAAGUCAAGCGGCUCAGGAUAGAAGGAUUGAUAUUUUACCAGCUGAAGAUGACGAUGAUCAAGAUGAUGGGUAUUCUGUGAAACAUGUAGCGUAUUCGCGUUAUAUAAGAAAUCAUCGGCUCAUUAAUGAGAUUUUUAGUGACACAGUUGUUCCAGAUGUUCGCUCUGUAGUCACUACUCAAAGAAUGCAGGUUUUACGUCGUCAGGUUCAAUCCUUGACCAUGCAUCAGAAAAAACUUGAAGCCGAAUUACAACAAAUUGAAGAGAAAUUUGAGGCAAAGAAACGUAAAUUCAUAGAAACUAGUGAAAUAUUUCAAGAAGAAUUGAAAAAGCAUUGCAAACCAGCGGUAGAUGAAGAGACAUUUAACAAAAUGGUAGAACGACAAUAUGAAGCUCUUAGACGAGAGAGACUAAAAGGAACGGAAGAAAAUCGUUCGGAUGGACCAGCCUCUAGCGAAUCUACUCCGAACUCCACUCCGACUCCAACUCCUGCAUCACUCAACGAUGAGAGCCAGCCUGAUGUCUCUGACAAUGAUUCGAUUGAGAAGAAAUCCGGUAGCGUCGAGAAACCGAACGUUGAAAUGAACAAGAAAAUGUCACCUCCGUAUAAUGAGAAUAAGAUUGAGGCACCAGUAGUACAACCGAAUGCUAAUCAGCAACAUUCGACCAAUGUUGGGAUGUACUGCAAUCCGAUCCAACAGCAGCAUCCGCAUCAGCAGCAGACGCAAACGCCCCAACAUCCGCCACCGCCGCCGCCGCCGCCUCAGCAUCAACAGGUGCCUCCUCAGCAACAGCAUCAACUUCCUCAACAGCAUCAACCUCCUCCGCAACAGCAUCAACCUCCUCCGCAACAGCAUCAACCUCCUCUGCAACAGCAUCAACCUCCUCCGCAACAGCAUCAACCUCCUCUGCAACAGCAUCAGCCUCCUCCGCCGAUGCAGUCUCAUCAACCACCACCACAGCCACCCCAGCAGCAUCAACCGCCGCCACCGCCCCAGCAUCAAGUGCUGCAGCCACCACAAUCGCAACAACAGCAACCGCAGCAGCAGCAGCAGCAACAACAACAACAACAGCAGCAGCAGCAGCAGCAGCAGCAACAACAACAACAACCGCCACAACCACCGCAGUCACAACAGUCUCCAGUGAUGCCGCCUCAACAACCAACUACGACAGCCGCGGCAGCAGCUGCAGUUGCCGCAGUAGUUGCGAGUGCGAACGCAACCGCAAAUUCUGCUCCGCCGAAUAUGCCACCAGUAUCUGCGUCUGCGGUGCCAAUUCAGCACAAUCCUCAUCAACAGGGGAUGCUGCCGAAUCAUUCAAUGCCACCACAUCAGAGUGCGCAAGGCACUCAGAGCACGCAGAUUUUGCCAUCACAGGGACCAGUGGCGAAUCCGCAUACCCCGCAAAUGAUGCCACCCAAUCAGGCGUAUGGCCAACAGUAUCAGUCCGGACCAGGCCCGCAACAACCGCAGAACGUUCCGCUAGCUCCGAGACCACCGCAUCCGACUUACAACUACUCCCAGCAACAGCCAUAUCAUCAACCUUAUCCACAAUACGCUCAUCCAUAUUAUCAUCAGCCGUACUCGCAAUACUCGCCUCAUCCGAUGGGUCGACCGCAUGGCCACGGUCCGCAUAGUCCGCACAGUCCGCAUUAUCAUCCACAGUCGCCUCAUACAGUCGGUCCUGAAAAUAAUAACGUUGCCAAUGUCGCAGGUGGCACACCGGCCGCCGUGGCUUCCGCGCCCGCGCCUGAUACCAACAAUCCUACUCAAUAUUCUGCGUCCGCGGGACAUUGCGAGAACGAACGUACCGGUCCGUCGGAGAAUCAAGAGGGUCAGAUAGAUGCUAAAUCGGGAUCCGGUUAAAUAUUUUUUUUAUUUUACAAAUGUUAUUUUCAUUGGUAUGACAUGAUUAUGACUGUAUUUAUCUCUAUAUCUUGACGCCAGCAGACUUUACUUUCGGCGUAAUUUUAUAAUUUAUAAGAUAGAAGUACAAUAAUAACCUGGUUUUAUUACACUCUACAUUGUAGACACAAAAAUUGUCCAGAAUGUAUUGUUUUACACGAAAUUGUGGUAAAAAAGUAGAAAUGAAUAAUACGAUUGUAUGGUGAAGUAGAAAUAAAAUAUCUGUAUGUGAAA
Molecule: messenger RNA, 2903 nt
Organism: Monomorium pharaonis (pharaoh ant)
Lineage: Eukaryota; Metazoa; Arthropoda; Insecta; Hymenoptera; Formicidae
Product: pollen-specific leucine-rich repeat extensin-like protein 1
Exons: 10
Coding region: 204-2630 (808 amino acids)
Biological process (GO): negative regulation of DNA-templated transcription
Cellular component (GO): SWI/SNF complex
Molecular function (GO): nuclear receptor binding; nucleosomal DNA binding
Source: RefSeq, a predicted model, not a curated record